Molecule: messenger RNA, 1734 nt
Organism: Amphibalanus amphitrite
Lineage: Eukaryota; Metazoa; Arthropoda; Thecostraca; Balanomorpha; Balanidae
Gene: CSN3
Product: COP9 signalosome complex subunit 3-like
Exons: 2
Coding region: 310-1620 (436 amino acids)
Biological process (GO): ubiquitin-dependent protein catabolic process
Cellular component (GO): COP9 signalosome
Source: RefSeq, a predicted model, not a curated record
UGCCGAAACUUUAGGAUAUAUGCCGACGACUGUAUAGUAAGAAUUUCGUGAAAUUUUAACUCGCUAAACUGCAGCGUUUUAGUAAACUUAAGUACAAUCCUUGAUACAGUGCGACAAAACAGACGCAAGAAUACAAAUACGGUGAAUGCAUUUGUUACCGGCGGAUAAGGAGGCUUAGGACAUUCUGGCGAUUGUUUUUCAUUUACAGCGAAUUUCUGAGGGGCUUUGCAUCUUGAAAACAAGACUCAGUAGCCGUUGAUGUAGUAAACUGAGUGAGCCGGCACCAGCAGCAGCAGCAACACCAUCACCAUGUCUUUUCCGCUGGAGUCGUUCGUCAACAGCGUCAAGACGCUGUCGUCCCAGGGCAACCUCAGCUGCCUGUAUGAGUUCCUGGAGAACUCGUCCGAGAUGCUCUCCAAGAACACCACACACCUGGAGGCGGCGCUGUCGUCGUUGGAACUCGGGCAACACUCUCUCGGCAUCCUGGCGCUGCUGCUGGCGCGAUUCAAGGCCGGCGCCGGCGAACCGGCCACCCUCGACCGACAAAUGGCCGAGUUUGUGGAGGGUUGUGCCGUGGAUCAGAUCCGCUACGCGCCGGACUCGUACGCCGAACUGUGUCACCUCUACACCAAGAAGCUGCUGGAGCGUAGUAAGGCCAUCAAGGGCCUGCGCGUGCUCCAGCAGGCGAUCGCCAAGAUCCAGGCCAGUCCCAACCAGCUGACCUCAAUCCACGCGGACCUUUGUCACCUGGCGCUCAGUGCCAAGUGUUUUAGGCCGGCGCUGGACGUGCUAGACGUGGACAUUGCCGAUAUUAGCAAAGAGAAUGGUAAGUUCGAGUCGCGACACCUCCUUCUGUACUAUUACUACGGUGGUCUGAUAUAUACGGCGGUGAAGCAAUUUGAGCGUGCGCUGUUCUGCUUUGAGAUAUACUUUUCGGUGCCGUCGCUGUCACUCAGUCACAUUAUGGUGGAGGCGUUUAAGAAGCACAUCCUGCUGACGCUGAUCCUGCGGGUGGAGGCGCCGCCGCCCAAACACUGCUACUCAGAGGUGGCGCGGACCACCAUGGGUCGCCGCAUCCGGCCGUUCUGUGUGCCUUACGUCGAGCUGGCGACGGCGUUCGCGCAGCGCAGUCCCGAGCCGCUGCUGGCGGUGGUGACGCGCCACCAGGAGCAGUUCACGCGCGACCAGAACACCGGCCUCGUGAAACAGGUGGUGGCCAGCCACAACAAGAUGAACAUUCAGCGGCUGACAAAGACGUUCGUCACGCUGUCACUCUCGGACGUGGCGUCGCGCGCGCAGCUGCCCAGCGCACAGAAAGCCGAGCUCCACGUGCUCGGUAUGAUCGAGGAGGGAGAGAUCUUCGCGGCCAUCGACCAGCGGGACGGCAUGGUGCGCUUCCAGGACAGUCCCGAGCAGUAUGCGGCGCCCGAGAUGGUGGCCCGCCUGGAGCGCGAGCUGGCGCAAAUCAUGGCGCUGGAGCGGCGCCUCCAGCAGCUGGACGAGGAGAUCCAGCUGGAGCCGCAGUAUGUCCAGAAAGCCACCAAGACCCAGCACGAAGACGACUCGGGACAGGCGUGCAGCUCCUCGCAGAAUAACAAGGUGGCAAACAACAUCAUGUGAGCCGCCCAGAGAGCCGUCACCAUCAGUCUGUGUUAUUGCCCGUGUUCUACCAGCGCCCUGGCUGGCUUAUUGUGCUGCCGUCAUGUACUAAUGCAAAUAUAGGACAAUGUGAAA